Messenger RNA from Aspergillus neoniger CBS 115656, 1237 nucleotides. Its product is annotated as SNUT3/LISCH7 family protein. Gene Ontology annotation, cellular component: precatalytic spliceosome. Gene Ontology annotation, biological process: RNA splicing. The record is from RefSeq and is a predicted model, not a curated record. The coding region runs from base 231 to 956 and encodes 241 amino acids. Lineage: Eukaryota; Fungi; Ascomycota; Eurotiomycetes; Eurotiales; Aspergillaceae. The transcript has 2 exons.
UUUUUCUCAUUUUCAGUCAAGACUACAACCACUGCGUGACGCGCUUAUCUCUAUCAAUUGACAUUGAAAAUCAGGGAAGAAAGGGUAAUGGACUGAUUACUUUAGAUAUCUCUUUACCUGCCGCCACAUCCCCUAUCCCCCUUCCCUUGAACCGCUCCUGCGGAAUCACACGUGCACGAAGAAAACAACACUCCAUCAGCACAACAAAUCCCACAUAUACCGGCCUCAAGAUGACGGAACCACCAGCAAAACGUGCUCGCCGUGUCGAUAGCUCAGCCAUGUGGGACCAAGACGACCGGAGGACACGUUCACCCGAAGUAGAACCAGAUUAUACCAGAAGCCCUCGCCGGGAGCAUAUUGCGAAAGAUGAUGGACGACGCGAUGGGCCUCGCGAUGACCGGAGAUAUCGUUCUCGUUCCAGAGAUAGGAGGGACAGGAGGCGAGAAAGAAGCCGGUCGAGGGAUCGCCGUGACCGCGACCGCAGAGACAGAGACAGAGAUGGACGGGGAAUGAGGGACAGAGAAAGAAGUGUCAGUCGGGAUAGGCACUAUGAUAGACGCGGCUACCCUUCGAAAGGAGACAGGUUCAGGUCGCGAUCACCUAUUCCGAACGGCAACAGGGACCGGUCGCGGACGCCGCCACCUCGCGGACCCCGGAAUGACCGCAGGAACGAUCGCAGAGAUCAUAGAGGGCAGACAAACGGUGCUACGGAUGCGAAGUUGGGUGUGAACCGGCACAAAGAUGAGAUGGAUGUGGACAGUGACGGUGCUGUGGGAGAAGACGAUGUCGAGGCAAUGAUGCGCCGCAGCAUGGGAUUCACGAAAUUCAGGAGCACGAAGAACACCAAGGUUCCCGGGAACGACAUCUAUGGCGUCCGCAAGGAGAAGAAGACGGAGUACAGACAGUACAUGAAUCGUGUCGGAGGAUUCAACAGACCUCUCAGUCCCUCGAGGUGACCAAAAGCUUCUAUCUCCCGGCUACCUUCACGAUAUCAUCGGUCGUCGCUUGCUCGUUUUCUUAACUUUGCACUUUUCGAUUUAUUCCACAUCUCUAAAUGUUUUUUUGUUGGGGCGAUAUCAAUUUUCAUGCAUGGCUGGAGUCAAGAUCUAUGGAGGGCUUUUUCUUUUGUUGUCGCUCGACUGUUUUUUUCAAGCAAAUAAGAUACCUUUCAAAGCCUGUCUAUAUCCUUGCAUUGGUUCUUAGUAGGUCGAAUCAAGGCAGAUGUAAUAUAAUCAAG